Molecule: messenger RNA, 1225 nt
Organism: Papilio xuthus (Asian swallowtail)
Lineage: Eukaryota; Metazoa; Arthropoda; Insecta; Lepidoptera; Papilionidae
Gene: TfIIB
Product: transcription factor IIB
Exons: 5
Coding region: 73-1020 (315 amino acids)
Biological process (GO): transcription preinitiation complex assembly; transcription initiation at RNA polymerase II promoter
Cellular component (GO): nucleus; transcription preinitiation complex
Molecular function (GO): TBP-class protein binding; RNA polymerase II general transcription initiation factor activity
Source: RefSeq, a predicted model, not a curated record
UUUAUAUACUCUUUGGUGUUCGGCUCAACGUUUGUCUCUAUUGUCUAUGACAUUCAGAAUUGACAAUCAAUCAUGGCGAGCACGUCGAGAAUGGAGACUAACAAAGUGGUGUGCUAUGCUCACCCAGAUGCACCCCUUAUUGAGGAUUACAGGGCUGGUGACAUGAUAUGUUCAGAAUGUGGUCUUGUAGUGGGAGACAGGGUUAUAGAUGUGGGAUCAGAAUGGCGAACCUUUAGCAACGAAAAGUCAGGUGUGGAUCCAUCCCGUGUUGGUGGACCAGAGAACCCCUUGCUUUCCGGUGGCGAUCUCUCUACUAUCAUAGGACCAGGUCGCGGAGAUGCUUCAUUUGACAGUUUUGGAGUAUCUAAAUACCAAAACAGACGAAAUAUCAGUAGUAAUGACAGAGCACUUAUUAAUGCAUUCCGAGAAAUAAACACAAUGGCUGACCGAAUAAAUCUGCCCAAAACAAUUGUGGAUAGAGCUAAUAAUUUAUUUAAACAGGUCCAUGAUGGUAAAAACUUAAAAGGCAGAGCUAAUGAUGCUAUUGCCUCUGCUUGUCUGUACAUUGCGUGUAGACAGGAAGGUGUGCCUCGUACAUUCAAAGAAAUUUGUGCAGUCAGCAAAAUAAGUAAAAGAGAAAUUGGAAGGUGUUUUAAGCUUAUUCUCAAAGCACUUGAAACUUCAGUGGAGCUUAUCACAACUGCAGAUUUCAUGUCUCGGUUCUGUUCGAACCUUGGUCUACCAAAUUCAGUGCAACGUGCCGCUACACACAUUGCUCGGAAAGCUGGAGAAUUGGAUAUUGUAUCUGGUCGUAGUCCAAUAUCUGUUGCUGCGGCUGCUAUUUAUAUGGCGUCUCAGGCGUCAGAUGACAAGCGCAGUCAAAAAGAAAUUGGUGACAUAGCGGGUGUGGCCGAUGUUACCAUUCGACAAUCUUACAAGUUAAUGUAUCCAUUUGCUGCUAAGCUGUUCCCCGAAGACUUCAAGUUUGCCACACCUAUUGAGUUCCUGCCACAAAUGUGAAUUCACUUAGUUUGAGUUAAGUUUAAUUUGUAAGUUAACUGUUAUAAUCAUAUUUGUAAAGUCUGUCUAAAUGUAUUGUGCCAGUUGUUCCCAGUCUUUGUAAAUUGUUUCUUAUGGUUGUAUCUUUCAUUUCAAUUAAAAGCUUAAAUUGGGAUAUGUAAGAAAAUGGUUGGCCAUUUUUUCAUUUUUACUGUUAUUUUGUGAU